Ctenocephalides felis (cat flea) is the source of this 956-nucleotide messenger RNA. Its product is annotated as GILT-like protein 1. Gene Ontology annotation, molecular function: oxidoreductase activity, acting on a sulfur group of donors, disulfide as acceptor. Lineage: Eukaryota; Metazoa; Arthropoda; Insecta; Siphonaptera; Pulicidae. The record is from RefSeq and is a predicted model, not a curated record. The transcript has 5 exons. Bases 119 to 847 code for a protein of 242 amino acids.
ACAGGUUCUUCAUUCGCGGCCCAACUGUGUGAAAGUGUAUAACGAAAUCGCGCGUUUGGUGAAUUCUGUUCGAAAAAAUUUUGAUCAAUCGAUUCAAUUUUUUGAAAAUAUUACAAAAAUGCAUAUACAAGUUUUCGCCGUGUUGUGUGUUCUAGGAGCAACCUAUGCACAAUCAUCGGUAAAUGUGGACGUGUACUACGAGUCUUUGUGCCCUGACAGCAAAAAAUUCAUCAACACCCAACUUUAUCCAUCUCUUCAGAACUCACUCAAGAACAGCGUACGCUUGAACUUAAUUCCUUAUGGAAAAUCUACGCACCAGACGCGCGGAUCAGACGUAGAAUUCGAAUGUCAUCAUGGUCCAAAUGAAUGCUACGGUAACAAAGUACAUGCCUGUGCUCUAAACCACAUCCAGGUGGAUUCUUUCCAACAAAGACACACAAGAGAAUCUUUGAUCCUCACCUAUAUCAACUGUCUGAUGGAGAAUUCUAAUCUCAACCCCAGCAACCUCUUCCCAACUCAGAUGUGUGCCCAGAAACAUCAAGUCCAACAAUACGAAGCAAUUGUAAACUGCGCCAAUGGAACAGAAGGAAGUUCUCUACUUGCCUCCUAUGGUGAAAAAACACACAAACUGAGCCCACCAUUGACUUCAGUGCCAACUAUUGUUUUCAAUUCGCAAUACGAUCGCAACUUACAAUCCUUGGCAGAGUCUAACUUCGUUAUGGCCGUUUGCAAGAAUUUGGGAAUGCCACGUCCACAAGAAUGCCCUCAAAUCAACUCGGCUCCCAUCAACACGGUAGCUACUCUCACCGCCGUUUUGAUCUCCGUGGCCGCGGUGGUUAUGCUCUAAGCAAAUAACACUACAAUUUAAAUAGUUUCAACCAUCGUAAUUAGUUCUGUUUUAAUAAAUGAAUGUUUGGUCAUUUUUUUGAAGUCCUAGAUCAUAAUUUAAAAAUUAA